This is a messenger RNA of Oncorhynchus kisutch (coho salmon), 5298 nucleotides long. RefSeq names its product ubiquitin carboxyl-terminal hydrolase 36-like. NCBI's taxonomy places the organism in Eukaryota, Metazoa, Chordata, Actinopteri, Salmoniformes, Salmonidae. The record is from RefSeq and is a predicted model, not a curated record. The transcript has 6 exons. The coding region runs from base 412 to 1506 and encodes 364 amino acids.
AGACCACCAAGUUUUUAUUUUUGUCGAUAACUGCAGGCCAGUCGCAGCCGGAGUCCGAGCAGCACUGAGGCUCAACACCCCCACCUGCCACGCCAUCCGUCCAGUGACCGCACGCAUCCUGCUCAACUUAACCUCACCUUCACCUCACCCACUCACAGUCACAGGGUUGGUCCAUUCCAUUCACCCAAACUGCAAUCUCCACCUGCAGCCCACCACGUCCACUCAGGCAUCCCAUCUAAGCAUCAGAGUCCCCAGAAAUCAAACUCUACCCUCUCUCCAAAAACCAAUGGGCUUCAGACCCACCUUCCAAAGAGCCCUAAACCUACCAAGACCCCCAGUCUGUCAGAGCCUGGCCCAAGCAGUUCCACCACCUCCUUAAAGAAGAAAAAUAAGAAACGGCGUCACUCUGAGAUGGAAGGCGGAGAGCGAGAGCCAGCACUGGCCUACGUCAUCCCAGACAUCCCCGCUGAGCCCGAACUGAUCGAACCGGCCAGUGAGAGGAAGAGGAGGAAAAGGAGAAAGAAGAGGAAGAGGGAGGAAGAGGAUGGAGAUGCAGCCGUAGCCGUGAACCACAGGGAAAGGGUUCAGUCUCAUCUGGAGGGUUCACCGCCGGCACAAGAGGAGGACUGGUGUCAGGUAGGAUCAUGGAGACUCAGCCCCCCUGACCAAAGAGCCCUGGAACAACCAAAGCUGCCCCAUCCCCAGCCUAAGAGUAAGCUCCAGUUGGUUCCAGUGGUUCUCCAGUGUGAUGCGAAUCAAGGAGAGCAGAGUAUGGACACUGUGACGAUGAUGAAGAGGAGGAGGAGGAGGAAGAAAAGGAGAUUGGAGGAGGGACCGGAGGAAGCAACAUUAACACGUUCUGUUUCAGAAAGCAGUUCUGGGACGAAGCACACAGUUGUUGAAAACGGCGCUGGGGAUUCUACUGCCCCAAAGAAGUUAAAGAAGCGCAGGCUAAAAGAAGAGGUGAAACAGUGGGAGGAAAGCAGACGUUGUUGCUCCGGCGACCAGAAGAGCGACACUGAAGCAGCGGAGGCCCUUCCCAAGAAGGGCACCGUGGAGAGCACCGCUGGAGUGAUCGUGUGGGACAGCCAGGUUAAGGAUGGCUACAAGCGCUCCAAGGCCCCCGCUGCAGAAGCAGUAGAGGGUGCUCCUGGGGAUGGCCCCCACCCAGCCCCCAUGGUCUGGGAUGGCAAGAGGAGUGGUGGAGUGGUUGAGGAGCUCCUGAAGAACUCUUUGGACAAAGCCUAUGGAACCCAAGUCCUCAGCUGGGAGGGAGAGGCAUCUGCCAUCGGUAGGGAUGCCAUUGACGACACCCGCGAUGCCAGAACCGACAUGGUGAUUGACGAGUGGGAUGAGGACUUUGACAGUGGAAAGGUGAAGAAAAUGAAAAAGUACAAGCGAGAGAAGAGGAGGAGCGGCAAUAUCUUCCAGAAGAUCCAGAACCGGCGGAGCAUGUGGUCGGUCACACCCGGCGCCAAGAAGACCGGCUUUGGAUACCGUCACUGAGAGCCGACCAGAAUGGAUGUUUGGAUACAGUCACUGAGAGCCAACCAGAAUGGAUGUUUGGAUACUGUCACUGAGAGCCAACCAGAAUGGAUGUUUGGAUACUGUCACUGAGAGCCAACCAGAAUGGAUGUUUGGAUACUGUCACUGAGAGCCAACCAGAAUGGAUGUUUGGAUACAGUCACUGAGAGCCAACCAGAAUGGAUGUUUGGAUACAGUCACUGAGAGCCAACCAGAAUGGAUGUUUGGAUACAGGCACUGAGAGCCAACCAGAAUGGAUGUUUGGAUACCGUCACUGAGAGCCAACCAGAAUGGAUGUUUGGAUACCGUCACUGAGAGCCAACCAGAAUGGAUGUUUGGAUACAGUCACUGAGAGCCAACCAGAAUGGAUGUUUGGCCACAUACAGUACAACUGAACUGGAGUGAUGACACGUGACACCACUGUAACAAUGUGAAUCUUUUUUUAAUUGCUUGGCGGUUCAUACCCUGAUUGCAAUACGAGAGACCAUGGCCAGUUGACAGAACAACACAUCUUUGAUCUGUGCUGGUCUCUUCACUAUAGAACUUACCGCAAGUCUUCCUUUGAUGACCGAGUCUGGUGAGCUGACCAACAUGGGCUGUGAUGUUACCACCGUCAGCCAGGGUUCAGCAACAAUGAGUUGACCAUUGCUUCUAAACCGUUGUCUCAGAUGGAUAUGAAAAUAUUGUUCAGUCAAUGGUGCUCAAGCUGCUCAUGAAUAUGAUGGAUUUACAGUACUGUGAUGAGCUUCCAUCUGUGGUAAUAACAUGACACUAUGUUAUGUUAUGAAUUCAGAACAAGUCAUGUCAGGAAUUCUCAUAUUUGUACAUUUUACAUGGUUGGGCUACUCUAGGAGACGGUUCUGGGGUUUUCUAGCCGGUAUCAAAGGAUGUGGCAUGCACCAUAUAGCAUUUAUCUGUGUGAAAGGCUGAGGUGAGAGAUUUUGUAUAAUGUAUGCUAGAUAACCCUUACCCAUCAGCUAAAUGUAUUGAAACCUAUGAGGGAGACACUUGGGUUGUGUUCAGGUGGGCGAAACGUUCAGAACUUAACUUGAAUUAUAUUAAUGUAAUGAUUAGAGCUGAAAUGACUUCCUAUAGAAAAUCAUUGUGUUCUACACAAUCUAUUUCUCUGAACAUUCUAAAAUGUUGCAACCAGUGAUUUAGUGUAAAAAAAAAAAUUGGUUGGUUGGUAAACGUUGAUCGCCGCUCUUGCUGAGUAAAGCAACACUCCCUAUAUGUUCAAUGCAUUUUCCCGCAAAUGGUGGGUAAACGCUCGGGCAAAAUAAAAAAACAUGCGUAAAUGACAUUUCCGUGCGUUUACCCUCUAUUACACCACUGGUUACAACCGCUGUGCUGACUGCUGACUGGGCGAUCUGCAGGACAGUGGGCCAAUAGAGGUGAAUACUGUUCUCCUGACUCAUAUGGCCUAUUCUGGAUGUGAAGACAUGUGGUGACCAUCUCGCGCUGAUCACCAUCGGCACAAUCACCAAGUCACCUUUAAAAGAUCCCAAACAUGGACAGGACUGCAGAGGGUGAAGCCAUCAUAACUGAUAUGCUUUAUUCCCAAACUCUCUUUUAGUUUGGGAAUGAUUGAUACUUUUAUGGUUUUAUGGUUUCUUAUUCUGUGUGAUUUCUUUGCCACAAUGCCUUCUUCGUAUGUUCUACAUGACCUGAUAAAACUGACCCACUGUGGCUGCUGCUGACACAUUUACAUAUUCUGAUUCUACUGUUAUUUUACAAGCAUGAAUUUGGAGGGGGAAACAGUCACACGCCUGUCCCACGCAGACUAAAGGCCUCCAUCUUUAGGUUAAUCUGAUUGAUUAUUGUAUGCGUGAUGGUGGUAUUUGAAGUUUCCUAUAUCAGAAUAUUCAGUUCUGCGUCCCUAACAGAAUUUUUUUUUUUUUUCCUUUCCUGAGUGAAUUUGACGGUUCUGAAGAUGUAAUUUGGUAGAUGUGUCAGAAUAGAAAAUGUCAUGGUCAAUUAACACCAAGUGAUGCUGGAAUAUGAAUUGCCCCGACAUCAGCUAAUUGCAAAGUUCAUAGGCGGAUGUCUCUACCCCCAGGUCAAGUUGGGGACUGUAACGAUAACGUCAAGGCUUUGCCUGUUUGUAAUACCACAUAAUCCACUUUUUAAUGGAUUAGGCAUAUCAUUGUUUCAUCUGCUUUCUAAUCCAUUGGCUCUCCUUUCUGGUCAAUAGUCCCAUUCUGUUUUGCAAAAGAGGGUAUGAGAGUGAUUCUGGGGUGGGUGGGUUGAAUUGGGAACUUUUUUCAACCCUAGACAUCUACAGUAGGUCAUGAGUGGAGCUAAUUGCUCACCUCUUCUGCGUGUCAUUCCCAAAAAGUCCUUGGUCCCUGGUCUCUAACUAAAAGUUGUGUUGGAGCAUUACUAAACGAUGGUCACCAUCACCAGCUCCCUGGUCGCUAACUAAAAGUUGUGUUGGUGACCAUUGUUUAGUAAUGCUCCAUCUCCAGGUCCCUGGUCGCUAACUAAAAGUUGUGUUGGUGACCAUUGUUUAGUAAUGCUCCAUCUCCAGGUCCCUGGUCUCUAACUGUGUUGGUGACCAUCAUUUAGUAAUGCUCCAUCUCCAGUGGACUUCAGCUUUGUUGUGCAUCAUGUGUUUUCUGAAUGAAUUUUGGGCCUCAAUAUGAACCAACAGUUCUUUCUUUGUGUGUUCUAUCCCAGAUAAAGAGUUGCAUGUAGGCUGGUCCCAGAUCUGUUUGUGUGGUUUGGCCAACACCUAUGGCCAUUGUAAAUGUUGGAAAUGCAGCACAGACAUCUGGGGCCAGGCUAGAUUACAUACGUUGCCCCAGGCAUUGUUAGUUUGAAGUUGAUGUAUAUGCUAUUAGUACAUGACCAUUGUCCCAAUCUGUACUCUCUCUAUGCAAAUCACCCACAGACAGUCCAACUAACUGGUCAUCUGGAACCUGAUGUACCCAGCCAUCCCCCAACCUUUACAACUCUCAUGUUCAACCAACCUUCUAGCCAAGUCAACAUUUUAUUACACACCACCACCAUUUUUAUCCUGUUUUCUACCAGUGUAUUUGGGCGGGGGGGUGAAAACAUGGGAUCUUCCACUUUAUCUGGGCACUGAUUUUGAUAAAUAGAUUAUAAAUGCUAGUCAUUAAACAAAAGCGCUUGGCCAGUGUAGAAGAAUGUACAGUCCGCCUGGUGUUUCCCAAGCUUUUCCCAUCAUCCCUGUGUAGACUUAGCCUUUACAAACCAUCCGGAUCUGAUCGGCUACACGGAAACAGAAUGCAAGCUUGUGAGAUCAGGAUGAUUCGUACGAGGCUAGUGUAGUUCUAGCCACCCAUUGACUUUCAUUCUGGAGAUGUCAGCUUAAACAGUAUAGUUAAUUGAUAAUGUUAAAUAAUUUAAAGACACUUUUCACAAAUUUUUAAUGUGUUAUAAAAAAAAUACAGAUGAAAUCUGUAUUUGGAUUGGUGGGGGGUUGUGAAACUUUAAAUAGGUGCGUGUUUCAUACGAUGACACCUUGUUACUGUAGUGUCAUACAGUACGAGAGCGGUGUCAUCACCAGUUCCAUUGAAUGUGUUUAAUGUUGACUGUGAAAUGAGCUUUAGGACAUGUUCGAUUCUCAAGGAAACUGACACGAGGACAUUAUACUGGUGUGACUGAUCCACGUCAUAUUUGCAUUGGUGGUUCUAUACUUUGCACCGCCUUUUCAGACCAAGGAGAGACAUUUCAUAAUGAAAAGUGACUCUUACCAAAAUGGAUCAUGUAAUUAGCUAUACAGGUGCAAUAAAGUUGUGACUUUGUGAA